Molecule: messenger RNA, 2325 nt
Organism: Meriones unguiculatus (Mongolian gerbil)
Lineage: Eukaryota; Metazoa; Chordata; Mammalia; Rodentia; Muridae
Gene: C12H7orf57
Product: chromosome 12 C7orf57 homolog
Exons: 7
Coding region: 529-1404 (291 amino acids)
Source: RefSeq, a predicted model, not a curated record
GCGUCUCUCUGAGUUUGGAGUCCGUCUUGGAGGCAGCGCUCUUGGUACAGGAGCUGUAAAUCCCAAACGCGGAGAGCCGAGUGCCUCGCAUUGACCCUGCCACCUGCCAAGCCCCUGCGGCCCGUGAGGACCUACUUAUCGGACACUUAAUAUACUCUUGCUGUCUACCCUGUGUGCACGUGCCCUUGCUGUUUACCCCGCUUAACGUGCAGGGUGCUGUCCACCCGCUUGCCCGGUCUCCUGGGGUGUACCCACUGAAUGAGCUCUGACUGUGUGUACUGUCGUAUGUGCUCCUGCUGAGUGUCCAGCGUGGACGCGGUGCUGCCGUGUGACCGCCGCGGAUGUGCCAGCUCUUGGGCCUGAGGCGUCCUGCAGGUGUGUCAGCUGGAGGCGGGCAGAACCGGGAACGUGCUGACUUUGCCCUUAUAGCCUCUGCUCCCAGCGGGCGGGUCGGCAGCGCCCGGAAAGCCCGAGAACCCGGGCUCAGCAGCGCCUUUCUCUUGGCGACGCGGGCUUACUCAUAGAGCCAUGAGGAACACCAGCAAGGAGGUCCAGGGCACCGCUCACCGCUAUGCUCCCUGUGAUUGGUAUUACCACGUACCUGUGAAGCGCUCUGAAAAGGCUGUGGGUGCCCCUCCAGCAUCCCAGAUCCCAGGGCUCAAUGACUUGGGAGACUCCCCAAAUGGGAACUUGCCCCGUGCUCGGAGAUACUGGAUAAAAGAAACAGAUUCGGAGUAUGUGAAACUGGCGAAGCAAGGCGGUAGACCUGAUUUGUUGAAGCACGUUGUUCCUGGUUCCAGGAAAGGCUCCCCAGUAGCCUACUCCUUGCCAGACUGGUAUAUUCACAACAGCAAGCCUCCGACAGCCCACCAGCGUGAAGUCCCUGCAGUCUCCAUUCCAGAUUACAUGGUGUAUGAAGAAUUCAACCCCGAUCAGGCCAAUGGUAGCUAUGAGUCCAGACUAGGCCCCUUUGACUUUGACAUGAAAACAGUUUGGCAGAGAGAGGCUGAGGAACUCAAAAAUGUGAAGAGAAAGGUGAAACUGCCGGCCAUUAAUUCCAAGAAUCCUACCAAACCAGGGACCCCAGUUAGCAACAAAGACCUUGACGGGAGCAGACUGUCAUUGCCUCCCAUGCCUGGUCAAAAAACUGGUUCACCAACAAACUUUUCCAAACUUAUCAGCAAUGGUUAUAAGGAUGAGUGGUUACAGCAGCAGAGAGCUGAUUCUGACAAGAGGACUCCAAAGACGUCCAAGACAACCUCGCCCACUGAGUCCACACAAGAGUCUGAAAGCACCCAGGACACAGAGACACCCCAAGAUCCAGGGGCACCUGAAGACUCUGAGAAGACUCCAGAUGCAGAAGCUUCCCCACCACCAGAGUCAACACCAGCAGAGCUCAAAUAAGCCCAGAGAAGCUAUCCCGGACAAUCUUUCUCGUUGUUUUCUGUGGAGUGACGAUGGACAGCUAUAUUUGCAGGCUCCUGUUGUAUUUGUUAAUGUAGAGUCUUACGGGACAACUAGCCUUGAGUAUAGUUGGGGUCACCAUAGCAAACACAGGGUAAGUGUGGGGGGUUGUUUUUUGCAUUUCUCUGGAGUGGCCUUGCUGCCUGAGGAUGUCUGGAACCAGAGUCUUCCUCAAGCUUACCUCAAAAGUCCUCCACACCGAAGUGUGGAGUGUCGCUCUAAGACUCUGAAAGGGAAGAAACGCACAAGCUGCAGCUUUUUCCUGCGUUUGGUCCCAUAAUCUUUAUAGAAACAAUUUCCCAUUACACAGAAAUGACUAAUUCCAGAGCUUUCUGAUGUAAUUUGCCAUAACAAAGUUAUAUUAUGCCUUAAAGCAUUAUAACAUUAGCUCAUUUUUUUCCUAAUAGUUUGAACACAAACUGCAGCCCAAAAUACUAGAUAUUUAUUAUUUUAUAUACUUUAGGUUAAAAAAUCCAUAUAUAUCUUUAAUCUUAAUCAGGCUGUUUUAAUAGGCCUCAAAGAAAUGUUUUAGUAAUCAGACCGAAUGCUCUUGUUUUAUAAAUUUCAUUGUUGUUUCUAUGUUAGUAAUUAACAUUAAAAUAUUUUAUAUUUUAUUAUCAAUAAAACAGUAAUAUUAUCAGGAAAAGUUUCUAGAAAACCAGAUAAGGUCAGUACUUUAGUGUCAUUCCUGGAACUAACUUAUCAUGCAUUUGCUUAGUUAAAGUUGAAAUUUUAAAUAGGUUCUUUAACUGAAAUAUUUAAUUGAGCACUUACAUCUCUAUUGCUACUAUGGGAAAUAUAUAUACUAUACAAAAAUAUAAAUAACUAUACGUAUUCAAUAAAAAUAAUAUAUCACUACAA